Molecule: messenger RNA, 3090 nt
Organism: Dioscorea cayenensis subsp. rotundata (Guinea yam)
Lineage: Eukaryota; Viridiplantae; Streptophyta; Magnoliopsida; Dioscoreales; Dioscoreaceae
Product: disease resistance protein RPP8-like
Exons: 2
Coding region: 158-2914 (918 amino acids)
Biological process (GO): defense response to other organism
Molecular function (GO): ADP binding
Source: RefSeq, a predicted model, not a curated record
UAACAGUGUGGACCCAGGGAACACUUUCCCUGCACUUGCAGUAGUUGACACCAUCUGAUUUUUCAAUCUCGGCUUCACACACAGGACAGGAGGAGACACACACACACACACACACACACACACACACACACACACAGAGAGAGAGAGAGAGAGAGAGAUGAGUAAUCCUGCAAUUUCCUUUGUGUUGCAAAAGAUCUGUAACCUCCUUGUUGAGGAAGCAGUUUUGUUGCAUGGGGUGCGGGGACAAGUGGAAUGGGUGGUUUCUGAACUGCAGUGGAUGCAGAGCUUCCUCAAAGAUGCAGAUUCAAGACAGAGAAAGGGAGAUGAACUAGCUAAGAACUGGGUGAAGGAGGUCAGAGAUGUUGCUUUUGAAGCAGAAGAUGUUAUUGACAAUUACCUGCUCAAGCUUGGGUGUCUACGGCGAGAGAAAGGCCUGUUGGCCUCAGUUACAAGGUAUGCUUCCUUUGCUGAAGUGAUAGCCCGCCAUAAGAUUGCGACAAAGAUCAACUGGCUAAAAAAAAAGAUCUCGGAGAUUGCUGAGAGUAAAGUUAGGUAUGGCCUUGUUAAUAUUGGAGAAAGUGGGGAAGAUCAGAUUAGUUUUAUUGAUGAAGGCUUGCAGGCACGUCGGAAUCUAUCUCCGUAUCUCUAUGAUGAAACUAUUGUUGUUGGAUUUCAGCAUGACAUGGAGUUUCUCUUGAAUCAACUUACUGAUGUGCAAAACCUGAGACGUAGUGUUGUGUCCAUUGUUGGAAUGGGCGGCCUUGGGAAGACGACUCUUGCAAAAAGGAUAUAUAGCAACAAUGUGAUUAAGCAGCAUUUUGAUGUUUGCUUGUGGAUGACUAUAUCCCAAGUUUACAACGUCAUUGAUAUCCUGAAGAUUAUCAUCAGUAGAGUUGUUGACCUUAAGAGGGGUGAAUUAGAAGGAUUGGAUGAAACCGGGAUGAAGGAGAAGCUUCUUAACUCAUUGAAUUCAAGGAGGUAUUUAAUAAUUAUGGAUGAUGUGUGGGAGAAGAAUUUUUGGAAUCGAAUAAAGGGAGCCUUCCCGGAUGCUAUGAACGGAAGCCGGGUGUUGAUCACUACUCGUGUCAUUGAAGUAGCGAGACAUGCUGACCCAAUGACCAUUCCAUAUGAAUUGUCAUUUCUGCCAGAGGACAAGAGUUGGGACCUUUUCCUUUUGAAGGCCUUUCCAGCAGGAUUAGAUAGCAGUGUGGAAGAGUUGGAGGACAUCGGCCGACAGCUAGUAAAAAGAUGUGGAGGAUUGCCUCUUGCACUGGUGGUGUUGGGAGGACUUCUUUCCAGGAAGGAUCCUCAUCCUGCUGUGUGGUCAGAGGUGGCUGAGAGCAUGGACUGGGAUUCGACAAAAGAUGGCCAAGAAUGCUUGAAGAUAUUGGCAUUGAGCUACUGCAACCUUCCACAUCACUAUCUCAAGUCAUGCUUCUUGUAUCUAGCUGCCUUCCCAGAAGACUCCGUGAUUCUUGCUUCCAAGUUGAUCAAGCUAUGGAUUGCCGAGGGCUUCAUACCUCAGAGACAGAAGCAAACCAUGGAAGAAAUUGCGAGGGGUUACUUAGAUGAACUUGUGCAGAGAUGCAUGAUUCAGGCUGUCAAGAAAAGGGAUUAUGAUAACAGUGUCAAGAAGAUCCGGAUCCAUGAUGUCCUGCAUGAAUUUUGCAUAGCAGAAGCCAGGGAGGAUGGAUUGAUGAAUGUUAAUUGCUUGGAGGCUAGAAGUACUUCACAAUUCACUUCACGGCGUCUAGCUUUGCAAAAUUAUGAAUCAUCUCUCUGUUGUUCCUCUGCUUCAAAACGGUGCACUCUGUUGGGGUGUCUAGCUCUGCAAAAUUAUAAGUCAUCUUACUGGCGUUCCUCUGCUUCAAAACUGCGCACUCUGUUGGCUUUCAACUUAAAAACAGACGUCAUGUUCCUGAAUGUUUUGAAGCUACUAAGAGUCAUUGAUCUGGAGGGUGCAGGAGGGGUGAAAGAAUUGCCAAAGGAGAUUGAGACACUGACUCUCUUAAGAUAUAUGGGACUAAGGAAUUGUGCAUCACUGCAAAAGCUCCCUGCCUCUGUUGGAAAUCUCCUAAGUUUACAAAUUCUAGAUAUUCGUAGCACUUGCAUAAGAGAAUUGCCAAAUGGUAUUUGCAAGAUCCAGACGUUGAGUGUUUUAAACAUAACCUGGGGUUGUAUACUUCCACCAAAGAUUUUCAACUUGAAAAACCUUCAAAUUCUUAAAGACGCAGAUGCUUCGGGGGGAUGGAUUGAGCAAGACUCUGGGAAGAUGAUCAAUUUGCGUGUUUUGGGAAUAUCAGGAAUGACAAGUUCACAGAAUUCAGCUGUAUGCCGCUUGCUUGGUAAUCUAACUCGCCUGGUCUCCUUGAAGGUACGCAGGUCAGAAUCACUACCAUCGAGCAUCAUCACUACCUUGUCGAAUAAUAUGCGAUUCCGCAAGUUGGAGUUACAUGGUGUGUUGAAUUUGGCACAACGAAAGCUUCCUAGCCACGAUCUGUUCCCACGGUAUCUAAGCAAACUCACACUUCGUGCAUCUCUGUUGCUGCAUGACCCAAUGCCUGUGUUGGAGAAUCUCCGGAGCUUGGCCGUGCUUAGAUUGGUACGCCGAGCAUAUGAAGGGAAAGAGAUAGUUUGCUCUACUGGCGGAUUCCCUAUGCUUCAAAUCUUGGAACUGUCUGGCAUGGAGCAGUUAGAAUGUUGGAGAAUGGACGGUUGUGCAAUGCUUAAACUAAGAUGCUUAUACAUCUCAGUUUGUCCUAGGCUUCAGAUGCUACCCGAGGGUCUGCGGAACAUGGGCUCACUUCAAGAGUUGAAGGUCUCUGGCAUGUCGGAUGAAUUCCAAAGCCGGGUUCAUGUAGAUGGUGAAGAUUGGCACAAGAUCCAGCACGUGCGUUCAGUUGACUUCUGCUGAUCUUUGCAUGGAAUUCAACUCUGGUGCCCACUUUCGAGCAGUUUCUCUUGAUGAUACUGUUUCUUCUCCAAAUGGUCUUAAUACACCAGCAAGUUCAUCAAGUCUCUCUUGUUGUAGCAACUGUGCACAUAGCUCCAGGAGGGACUCCAGAGCGUCAGCCCUUUGUUGGAUGAUGC